AUGAGACUAACCAAAGCCAUUACCGGCAGCACCUCUCUGGUGAAUCCAAAUAUCAAAACUCUUCACACAGACUCAGACCCUUCCUCAAUCUACCAUCUUCUCAAGUCCUACGCGCUUUCCUCAACAAACAUCCUCAAAGCUCAAACCCUCUUCCACCAAAUCCACCGACCCACGUUGUCGCUUUGGAACCUCAUGAUCCGCGGUUGGUCGCAGAGUGACCAACCCAUCGAAGCAAUUUGUAUGUAUAACCUCAUGUAUAGCCAAGGCAUUGUUGGUAACAAUCACACUUACCCAUUUCUCUUUAAGGCCUGUGCUCGAGUUUCUGAUGUUUCCUGUGGUAGAAUAGCUCAUGCCCGUGUUUUGAAACUUGGGUUUGAGUCCCUUCUUUUUGUUUCCAAUUCGUUGAUUCAUAUGUACGCUAGUUGUGGUGAUUUGGGUUUUGCGCGUAAGGUGUUUGAUGGAAUGCCUGAGAGGGAUUUGGUUUCUUGGAAUUCGUUGAUUUGUGGGUAUAGUCAGUGCAAGAGGUUUAGGGAGGUUUUGGGUCUUUUUGAAGCAAUGCAGGUGGCCAAUGUGAACGGUGAUGCUGUGACAAUGGUGAAGGUUGUUUUGGCAUGCAAUUUUUUGGGUGAGUGGGGUGUUGCUGAUGCCAUGGUUAAGUACAUUGAGGAAAACAAGGUGCAAAUUGAUGUUUACCUAGGAAAUACCCUGAUUGAUAUGUAUGGACGGCGCGGUAUGGUUCAUCUUGCUCGAGAAGUAUUUGAUCGGAUGCGACACAGAAAUAUGGUUUCUUGGAAUGCCAUGAUUAUGGGAUAUUGGAAAGUAGGAAAUUUGUUUGCAGCUCAGGAGCUGUUCAAUGCUAUGCCGCAGAGAGAUGUGAUCUCAUGGACUUCUAUGAUCACGGGUUAUUCUCAAGCAAACCAAUUUACGGAGGCAGUGAGGCUUUUCAAAGAAAUGAUGGAAGCUAAGGUGAAGCCGGAUGAAAUUACGGUUGCUAGUGUGCUUUCUGCAUGCGCCCAUAUUGGUUCACUUGAUGUUGGGGAGGCAGUUCAUGACUAUAUACGGAAAUAUGACGUGAAAGCUGAUGUUUAUGUUGGAAAUGCCUUGAUAGAUAUGUAUUGCAAAUGUGGUGUAGUUGGGAAAGCAUUGGAGGUGUUUAAAGAUAUGAGGAAGAAGGACUCUGUGUCAUGGACUGCGGUUAUUGUCGGCCUUGCCGUGAAUGGUUUUGCAGAUUCGGCACUUAAUUUUUUUUCACAGAUGUUGAGAGAAGGUUUUCAGCCAUCUCCUGGAGCCUUUGUUGGAGUUUUGCUAGCCUGUGCUCAUGCUGGAUUGGUUGAUGAAGGAUUGGAAUAUUUUGAAACUAUGGAAAAGGUUUAUGGAGUGACACCGGAAAAGAAACAUUAUGGAUGUGUUGUGGAUCUUUUGAGUCGCUCUGGCAAUUUACAGAGGGCAUAUGAGUUCAUAAAAACGAUGCCUAUGGCUCCAGAUGAUGUAGUAUGGAGGAUAUUGCUGAGCGCCUCUCAGGUUCAUGGAAACAUACCCUUGGCUGAGAUUGCUACAAACAAGCUUCUUGAACUGGAUCCUUCUAAUAGUGGUAACUAUGUACUCUCGUCUAAUACUUAUGCGGGAUCCAAUAGAUGGGAAGAUGUUAUUAAAAUGAGAGGCCUAAUGGAGGAGAGUAAUGUACAGAAACCAUCAGGUAGCAGUUCCAUAGAAAUAAAUGGUUCAAACAGUUCUCAGGAUUCAUGUUUUGUUAAACUUCAAGAGAAAAGUAAAUUGACUGCUAUCUAGAAGAGUCAUUUAUUACUUUAUAAAUUGAUUUCAUUUGUGAGACGACAUGGUCUAUGGAAGGGAAAUAAACCAAGGGCAUGAAAAUUUAAACCUCACCCCUGAUGGUGUUGUUACACAAGUGACUUAUUUCUAGAUGAUAUCUGUUGCCAUAGAGCAAUAUUUUGAUGGGGAAAUAGUAGAGUUGCUUAUUGUGGAUUACAGAUCAAAUUGCUAAACAGGCAGAGGUUUGAUGAUACCUUAAUUGCAAAUAUGUACUGUGCUCAUACUGGAUCUGUGGCUAAACCAAAUUGCAAACCAUUUCUCAUCAAAAUCAUUAUGGCUGCUGCAAAAUCAUCUAUACAGCUACUUCCAUACCUCUCCAAAGCUAACCAGCUCCCAAAGACUGCCAUAUAGCAUACUGAGAUAAUGAUGUUAAAGGAUCAACACCUUCAAAUUCAGGAGGCAAAGGUUGUUUUAAGAUUCUGCUCUCUACAAUAGUUCCCUUUGAUCCACCUUGCCUUAGGAAACCCCUUUUCAACCUCAUAUUCUGACUUGCAGUCAAUUAUAUCUUGAACUCUCAACAACUGGACAUAGAUUGUGUCAAGCAGAGUAUCAAUACAGCACUCAUGUAUCAGGAUAGACAGCUUGAGAAAGAUACACAUUCCCUGCAAUCAGCACUCAAUAAGGACACCCAAACCAGGAUAUACUCACACUUCCAAUCACACACUACCAGAUCCGGAUAUCAUUUUUGUAUAUUCAGAAUAAAAUCAAGGUUGUGU
Messenger RNA from Gastrolobium bilobum, 2546 nucleotides. RefSeq names its product pentatricopeptide repeat-containing protein At2g22410, mitochondrial-like. Gene Ontology annotation, biological process: RNA modification. The transcript has a single exon. Gene Ontology annotation, molecular function: protein binding; RNA binding. The record is from RefSeq and is a predicted model, not a curated record. Bases 1 to 1788 code for a protein of 595 amino acids. Lineage: Eukaryota; Viridiplantae; Streptophyta; Magnoliopsida; Fabales; Fabaceae.